Messenger RNA from Plasmodium vivax (malaria parasite P. vivax), 1695 nucleotides. RefSeq lists its product as hypothetical. The record is from RefSeq and is a predicted model, not a curated record. Gene Ontology annotation, biological process: transmembrane transport; magnesium ion transport. Gene Ontology annotation, molecular function: magnesium ion transmembrane transporter activity. Bases 1 to 1695 code for a protein of 564 amino acids. Lineage: Eukaryota; Apicomplexa; Aconoidasida; Haemosporida; Plasmodiidae. Gene Ontology annotation, cellular component: membrane. The transcript is spliced from 2 exons.
AUGUCUUAUGAAUCCUUUGCGCUGAAGGACAACGGGGUAUGCCUGAAGCGCAACUACGACUGCGACGAGCUGGAUUUCAAUGACGACGAUGACAUUGUGAAUAUUACAAGUUUCGAGAAGGACACGUAUGAGCACAACUUGAAGAACAAGAUAGUUAACCGGUAUAAGAAGGAGAAGGAUGCGAUGGAAACUUUUUCGAGGAAAGACAACUCGGUAAAUAACUCCACAUUUAUAAAUAGGGACAGGUUUUCCCUGAAUGACGACAACACGGAGCUGAAGGCCAGGAUACGUAACUCGCUGUGCAACAGCAACAACCACACCAGCGGUCAGGGUAUCCACGACCAGCACGGCGGCAGCAAAGGCGGCCACCACGGCGGUAACUACAGCGGCAACCACGGCGGCAACCACGGCGGCAACCACGGCGGCAACCACGGCGGCAACCACGGCGGCAACCACGGCGGCAACCACGGCGGCAACCACGGCGGCAACCACGGCGGCAACCACGGCGGCAACCACGGCGGCAACCACGGCGGCAACUACAACAGCAACUUCAACAGCAACUUCAACAGCAGCUACAACCUGAACUACAAAUUCAACCUGGACGCGACGAAGAGGGAGUCCAACCUCAAACUGGAGGGAAUACUCCACGAAAACGAUUACCUAAUUCAGCUGAGCAAAUUAAAAAGGCACGUCAUAAUAGAAAUUUUUGGUGGGAAGUGCUUCAUAAGGGAAUACCUAUGCACGGAGUUUUUGAAAAGAGUGAAACAAUGCUGCCACAUAAAUUAUAUAAAACAGAAGAGUGGGUUAAUAAACUAUCGAGAUUGUAAGCAGUUGCUCGCGGAAAAUAACAAUAUAGCGAGCAUAGAAGCUAGGUUAAAUGCCAUACUGGUAUCGCUGCCCCCGUUAACAUGCAUCAUUUUACACUCUAGCGUGUUCCUAGUCAUAAAAGAAGAUUUAAUUCGAGAUGAUCUAAUUAAGAAGUUAUGUAAUGUGUCUAAGAGGUACACCAAUUUGUACAAAGUGGACACCAAAAUUAUGGAGAAAAGACCCUUUGAAUUUUGUGCCUUGGAAUGUGUUUUUUCAAGUGCCAUUGAACAUUUAAAUGCAGAAAUGAAACUCUUAAGUAAAGAUUUUGCGGACAUCAAAUUUACUUUAAAAGUGACCAACUAUCAGGAUGUACUAACCAAUCUGCAUAACUUAAAAGAACCCACCAAUAUUUUAAUAAAUAAAGUUAAUUCCUUCAUUAAGGCUUUUCACGAAAUAUCAGAAAAUAAUGCCGACUUGAAAAAAAUGGAAUUAACCAAGUGUUAUUUUAACCCUAUUAAUGGGGAGGAAGACAACAAAGAGGCGACGAAUCAGGACCUGCAAAUGCUGCUGGAAUAUUUUGACCAAGAACUUCAUCAGAUACACGAUCAAGUGAAGCACUUAUAUGAGUUGAUGCAGAAUUUGGAAAACAAAAUGGUUUCGGAUUUGUCUCUCUCUAGGAAUAACUUGAUACGCAUGGAUAUAGUCAUCAGUUUGAUUAACUCCGGCUUCGGCAUAGGAACACUCAUAACGGGGGUUUUCGGCAUGAACUUGAAAAUAAAGCUGGAGCAACAUGAAUUUGCCUUUGUCUACGUCACGGGGAUGGUCAUUUUUUUAUGUUUAAUAACUGUAGUCAUGUCUGUUUAUUUUUUUAAGUGCAUUCGAAUUUAG